This is a messenger RNA of Saccostrea cuccullata (small rock oyster), 6217 nucleotides long. RefSeq names its product zinc finger MYM-type protein 4-like. Lineage: Eukaryota; Metazoa; Mollusca; Bivalvia; Ostreida; Ostreidae. Bases 196 to 5529 code for a protein of 1777 amino acids. The record is from RefSeq and is a predicted model, not a curated record. The transcript is spliced from 19 exons. Gene Ontology annotation, molecular function: zinc ion binding.
CGAGGCUCUGGCCGCCAUAUUUAUCAAAACAAUGCGGUUGUAGGACUUGCUUCAUGAAAGAAAAGAAAGAAUCUAAUCUUUAAAUGCUAGUGAUUGCAUGUAAAAAUCCGAGGAAAGGUGAAAAAAUUCUGUAAUUGUAUUCUGGAAAAAUUUUAAGUUCACAAACAAUUGCUUUUUGGUGUGAAACAGCCAAAAAUGUCCGAACUCGAAUCGAAUGAGGUCGAAGACGCCGAGAAUUUAAACAUCGAACAAAAUGUUACUGCGAAAGAGGACAAAAGCGAUGCAUCGGAAGCAGUGCUGAAUGAAAUUAAUGGAAUUGAGUUGAAUGGAAGCUCUGAAGGACAAGAUGUGUUGGACGGCAUAGAUCCCCCUUCUAUGAAAACCCCAUCUGCACCUGAUAAAGAAGAGGAUGAAUCAAUACCAGAAGAACCUGUAUCACCUGAAAUGAAUUUGCUCGUAACAAAUGUGGUGUCCCAUGCCGAGGCCCCACUGAAUGAGGACCCUCCUCCCUCCACAGAGGCGGUGCCGAAUUCUGACAAUGGGGCUCAGAUUCCUGAUGAAAACUGUGUCCCGAGCGAGGCUUCAUCUGCUGAACUCUUGGGAACAACAAAAGAUCAAGCGUCAGAGGAUACUCAAGAGAAAGAGCAGGAAGUGAACUUAGAAUCUCAAAAUGAGGUACAGGAAGUAGCUGCCUUGUCUGACACUUCAGAAAAAGUUCAAGAAAAUUUUUCAGAGGUGUACGAACAAACUAACACAGAAAAUGAAAGUGCAGAGCAAUUGUCCACUGGUAUUUCACAAGAAACAGAGACCUCUGCUCCUCUCGCCCCAACUGUUCAAGACAGCACAGAAAGUGAGGUCUCUGGAAUGGAAAUACAAGAUACAGUAAUGGAGCCAGAAGUCCACGAUUCAGGUGUUACUGAACAAGUCAGUGAUAUUGGCUCACAGGAUGGAGGCUUAGGAGAAUUAACAAUAGCGUCUGUUGGCACGUUGCAUGGUGACAUCACAGAUGAAAGCGCAAUAGAGGCCAUGGAGACGGAACACACAGAUGACGCAAUCCUGUCUAACUCCAACACUCAAUGUGCUGCUGAGCCAAACACUGUAGCUGAGACCAAUGAUGAGAACAUGGAGGUCACAGAGAACGAAGAAAGUCUCCUAAAAGAAGAGGAGGGAGAGGUUGAUCAGAAGAUGGAGGAGAUGGAUGAAGAAAGUUUACUGAAAGAGGAGGUCACACCAGAACAGGAGGAGAAGACAGGAGAAGGUGAAGUCCUACAGGAGAUGACAGAGAAACCAGAGGAGAAUUCUCAGGGGGAGGGUGUGAGCAGCUCUGAACCCGAGGAACCAGCCCAGGUGUUGUCAGGUGUGGAGACGAUGGAAAGUGUUCCUGUGGAACCACCCGAGGCUUUAACUAGUACGGAUACCACAGAAUCAGCUGGUGCUAAGGAGAAAUCAGCUGAUGACACCACCCCUGUUGUGAUUAAAAAUGAAAGGCAAGAAAAUUCACCAGAUUCUGUUGAAGAGGAAAAACCCAACCAGACUGAAGGAGAAACAACAGAAACCAAGCCAGAGGUUGACUUACCAGAAACCAGUCAAACCACUGAAUCUGUGAAAUCAGAGGGAAAAGAAGAGCCAGAGAUAGAAACAUCAGAGGCUACAAAAGGCACUGAGGCAACAGAAGAGACUGAGAAGACAUCUAUGGCCUUGGAAGGCACUGAGACAACAGAAGGCACUGAGGCAAAAUCUGAGGCCUUGGAAGGCACUGAGGCAAAAUCUGAAGAAAUAAGUGAAGUGAAAGACACAAUUACAGAGUCAACUGAUAGCAGCAUGGAAAACAAGGGAGAUAAAUCUGAUGCAGAUGUUGUCAUGAUCGAUGACAAAGAGGACACAAAUGAAAAAGAAGCAAACAAAGAAGAGAAGAAGAAAGAGAGUUCAGAUGAAUCUGAUGACAUUGCAAUUGUGGGAGUCAGUCCAGCCACAAAAAAGCAGACAGCUGCAGCAGCUCCUAGUGGAGGCAUGGGUCUACAGAUUUCCUCAGUCAGCGGGGGCACAGACAUUCCAGACAUCGUUAACAAGGAGAAAAAAGAUCAGCAAAAAACUGAGGCCCCCAGACAGCCAGCUCCCCCAAAACCAGAGGUGAAGCAGGAGGCCAAAAAGUCGUCUCCAGCCAAGCCCACCAGUAAGGUCCAGACCUGUAUUGUGUGCAGCAGGGUUGGGAAAUGUAAAUACAAUAUAGUACGUAACGGGGAUGUAAAACACUUGUGUGAUGAUGUAUGUUUCCAAAAAUUCCGGGCCAAUCCCACCAGUUACCUCAGAGGAACCCCCAAAGCACCAGCAGAAAACCACACCGAACUGAACAACGCCCACCCAACCAACUCUCACUCCAACCAGGAACAGUUCAAAACCUGCUCAGUGUGUCAACUCAUGAACAUAAAAACCUCCAAACCAUUCCUCAACUGGCAGGGAAUGGACUUCUGUGGGGAAGAUUGUCUGGGAAAAUUCCAGGGCUCCCUUAAUGCCUCGUGUACAAACUGUGGAAACAUGGUGACUGCCACUGCUAAAGGAAAAUACUGUCUUAGGUUCGCCAAUGAAGUGAAACAAUUCUGUUCCAACAACUGUUAUGUGGAAUUCAAGAAACGACAGAAACUCUGUGAGUGUUGUCAGAAGGACAUUUCCAAAUCCACCGAUGCUUUCGUAGCACCUGUUGGAAAAGAGGGGACAUUCAAGGAUUUUUGUAGUCAGUCAUGUUUACAGAAGUACGAAGAUAAAACUAACUGUGAUGUCGAGAUAGUAGGGGUAGAGAAAGCUCAGAAGUCCAAAGUUUUACCAAAGGGAGAAUUCCCAUGUUCAGUGUGUAAAAAACAUUCAACUGUGAAGCAUGAAAUCCGACUAGAAGGUAAAGUUCACCGCCUGUGUAGCGAUCCAUGCUUUUCUGCUUUCCAGUACGCCAAUAAAUUGACCAUGAACUCGUGUGAUAACUGUGGCACUUACUGCUAUGGUGAUGGUGCUCCACAGUUUAUCCAGUUUGAAGGGCAGCAAAAACGAUUCUGUAGUUAUGUGUGUGUCAACAAAUUCAAAUCGGAAAAGAAGAAAAUAGUGGCUUGUGCUUGGUGUAACUCCAAGAAAAGUAACUUUGACAUGAUUGAAAGGGUAGAUGCCCAUAACAAGUAUCAGCUGUUUUGUUCUUUGAACUGUUUAUCCCUAUAUCGCGUUAACCUUCAGGCGACCUCUAACCAGGCGGUGGUGUGUGACCACUGUCGAAAGUUCGUCCCCGCCCAGUAUCAUUUGACUAUGAGUGAUGCAUCGGUGAGGAACUUUUGUUCGUACCAAUGUGUGAUGGCCUUUCAGUCACAGUUUGCUGCAUCAGGAGGAAAACAAACAGCACCAACUGCAAACCAGCACCAUCAGCAACAAAAAGCUGCAGCACAGCAACAUAAGCCUCCACAGCAACAUAAGCCUCCACAGCAACAAAAGUCAUCCCUGCUGCAGCAACAGAAAACACCACAACAAUCAGCACCUGUGACAAGAAACGCUACCAGAGCCCCACCCUCCAAACAACCCCCAGCAUCAAAGCAGUUAUCCCAGAGGAUGGGACCCGGAGCCAACCCUGUCAUAUCCAACGUUGUGUCACUAGCUCCUAAAGGAAAUCAGCAGAGUGGAUUGAAAUCUGUCACCAGUGUUCCAGCAACAAGCCAGCCACAGACAAAGACAACUCAGAUUCAGGUACAACAGCAGAUAGUUAUCCAGCCACCAUGGCCUAAAACUCAGAAGAACAAAUCUGUAGUGUGUAAACCAUUUCUACAGACCAAGGCUACGUCCUGUAGGCCCCACACCCACACCGUAGGGGUCCAAACAGAAAAGUCAGAACCAGAUAAGGUGAUCCUUCCCGUCCCUAUACCAUUUUAUGUACCGGUUCCCAUGGCGAUGUACACGCAGCCUACACCUGUUCCAUUCCCACUUCCUGUACCCAUACCCGUGCCAUGUUUCAUCCCAACCACUAAAAAAUCUGCCGACGGAAUCCUCAAGCAGAUCAAGGAAAUUCGUGAGAAAAUUCCCAGUGACCCCCUUGAGGCAGAGCUGCUAAUGAUGGCUGAAGCUGUCGCAGGGGUAGAAAAAGACUCGGAUUCAGAAUCUGAAAAGGAGGCUGAGGUGGAACCUGAAGGAAAGACAAGUUGUAAAUCACCAAUACCAACUCCAAAGACCAAUGGUCCUGAGACGAAUGCUGAAGCUGCACUGACGGAGAGCAAUGGAGAACUGGGAGAAGACAUGCUACAAAUGGCCCUAAGAAUGGCCUCAGAAUUGACUGAACCUGUCAUGGAUUUAGAGAAUUCUAUAGAGCCAGUCCCGGUCAACACAGAGCCCCCACCAGCGCCUCCUAAAUCAGUCCCUGAAGAACCGCCCCAAGUGGAGGAGGACGAUGAGGUUUAUGUCCCCCGAGAAACGAGGUCAGGACGGGCCUCCACGAAACGGUCUUCACGGGGAGGUGGUGGCAACAAACGCAGAAAUAAACGUCAGAAAGUGAACCACCAGGUGGAGACGCCUAUGGAGGAGAGUAUCAGUGAGGCCCCAGAACCCGAGGUCCACGAACCAGCCCCGGACGCUAACAUGUACCUAAAGUACACCUACGGAGUCAAUGCUUGGAAGCACUGGGUUGUACAGAAAAACGCCCAGCUGGAGAAGGUGUCUAAACAAGGCUCAGGAAAACUCAAAAUGUUUAAAACGGACAUGAUGGGUUGUACUGCUGAUGAACUGAAUUAUUCUCUGUGUUUGUUCGUGAAAGAAGUUAGGAAACCGAACGGGGAGGAGUAUGCACCUGACAGUAUAUUCUAUCUGUGUUUAGGUAUUCAGCAGUAUCUCUUUGAGAAUGGCAGGAUAGACAAUAUCUUCACUGAUAUGUAUUACGAGAAGUUUACAGAGUGUUUAAAUGAAUUACUUAUUUCUUAUGAACCAAAGGUCAAUGCUGCUGGUCAGCUGGUGUGUCGUAUAGAGGAGGAGCACCUCUGGGAGUCUAAACAGCUGGGGGCCCACUCCCCCCACGUACUUCUGAACACACUGGUUUACUUCAACACCAAAUACUUCAUGUUACAGUCCGCCGAGGACCACCUGAAGCUCUCGUUCACUCAUAUCAUGAAGCACUGGAAAAAGUCACCACCAGGAAAAGGAAACUCUUCUGGGCGAAGUGUGUUCCUCCGAUACUACUGCCCAACACCACUCAAAAAUCAAAAUGAUUCUCAAAAGGCCAAGAAAAAGGAGGAGCUGCCUAUUUAUGAGCAAGCUGAGAAUGUAGACAAUCCUCUUAGGUGUCCAGUCAAAUUGUACGAGUUCUAUCUCUCCAAGUGCCCAGAGAGUAUAAAGAAUCGCAGUGACGCGUUUUACCUAGUCCCCGAGCGUUCCUGUGUCCCAGACAGUCCAGUGUGGUAUUCUACACAGAACUUAUCAGUAGAAGCCAUGAACAAAAUGUUACACAGAAUCCGAUUGGUCCGAGAAAUACAGGAAGCCAAAUUUCACACACAACCAGUGUUUUCUUCUACCUGAGCAAGGGUCCGUGUUGUGAGAAACUACAUUUUUACGGUGGAUGACUGUACUAUGGUGCUUAUUUUCAGUGCAAGAGUCUGUCAGAAGUGAUUGAAUGUUGUGAAGGAUGAAUCAAAAAGAACAAUGAACAGUUUUUGAGGAAGCUGCAUUACAUGAAAAUUGUAAAUUUUUGUUUUCAGUAAUGUAAUGAUAGAAAUCUGCAGUUGUGCGUAUAUGUCACUAGGUUGUCAGUUAAAUUUUAAGUGCACACUCUUUAAUACACCAUACAUGUAGUUUUCAAAUUUGUCAGAAAUUUUUAGGUUUCUCAUUUUACCCUUCACUUUCAUUUUUGUCAAAUUUCCAGAUGUAGUUUUUUUCACCAAAUUUUACAAUCAUGAAAAUUUCCAACAUAAGAUAUACAUUUUUGACAUUAUGUACACCAAGGCUGUGUAUUUGUGUUUUGAGAGAACUAUAAAUGGAAUACAAUUGAUUUUAUAUUCAGCAAUAUUUGUUGUACAUGUAUAAUGAUAUAUUCCUCAUGAUGAACAAGUGGUGACUCAUAUUGAUUUUGUACAGAUUUUUUUAGUAUAUUUACUUUGAAGUACAUUGUAUAUUGCAAUUAUUGUGUAUGCUGAUGUACUGAGAGCAGAUGUUGAGAGAGGUAUUGUAGUAGAUGCAUAAUGCAAAACAAUAAAAAUCUUAGAAAUAA